AUUCAUACACGGUCUCAGUCACAGUCCGUAGCCAUUAUGGCUCAAGCCGUUUAGGCUCGGAUAUCUUGUAGGGCCCAGGCGCGGAGCGAAAGAGGCGCAGGGACAGUUGAGGGCCGAUCGUCGCAGUAGCGCUCUCGCCUCGCCAUGGCGAUCAGAUCCCAGCGAGAAGCGUCUCCAGGCGGGCGCAGAUUUGCCCCGGUGUAUUGCGCUGCAGCCGCAGUGUUUGCGUCAUUGGUUCGGUCGUGUCUAUCCUGUUGCUUCGUGCGCUCGCAGCUGCCGCGCGGGCGCCGUCGAGACACCAGAGCGAGGGCCGGCAUUGAGUUUUAUACCAUGGAUAUGUGUCCUUACGCUCAGCGCACAUGGAUCGCAUUGGAGGAGAAACAGCUUGAUUAUGAUCGUAAGCUCGUUGAUGUCCGCAACGCUUCUCAGCGCGCGUGGUAUGUUGAACACAUCAAUCCGUUGGGCAAGGUGCCAUCGAUCCGUGACACUUCUGAUGGCACUGUUGUCUACGAGUCCGAGAUCGUAAAUGAAUAUUUGGAACAAAAGUAUGGUGGUGAUCGUAGGCCCCUGAUGCCAGCAGAUGCUGCAAGUAGCGCUGCAGUGAGACUGUGGAACCAUCACUUGAACAACAAGCUCGCACCAGCACACUUUACAUACCUCAUGAACAAGAACGAGUCUGCUGAUAUUACCAUGCGCGAGGCGCUGGAGGAUGCCCUUCAGUACUACGAAAGCCAUAUCGUUGGCCCGUAUUUGAUCGGAAACCAAUUCACCCUGGCUGAUGUCAGUGCUCUGCCGUUCUUCGAGCGACUCAUAUUUUCUUGUCGACGGUAUAAGGGAUACGAGAUUCCUCAUUCGAUGGGCCGCCUUCGUGCUUGGCUGGAGCUGGCAAUGCAGCGACCCUCGUUCCUUGUGACCAAGCGCCCCGAGAAUAAGUUGGAAGAGCUGUACAAUCGAUUCCUCGACGUUGACUACAAGUUUGGGGGUCUCAACCGCAAUUGAGCAGAUCCUGACCUCCAAUUUGCGGCGCGAUCCACCGACCCCAUCUAUUCGGACCCCAUCGAGGAGGCCUCCAGCAUAGGCAGCGAACGGACUACAGCCGAGCUUGGCGCAGUAGCCUCGCGCAGCAGUUCGCUUCUCUCUCUCUCUCUCUUUCCCCUCUGUGGCGUGGCGCGUGGUCACGGUCAGCAAGAGUGGACCACGGGUAGGCCGGCGAGAUUUUCGGGGAGGAGCUCACGGGGAAGAUUUGCAAAAAACAAAAAAUGAGACGCCCUAUCUCGGCCUCUCACGCUGACUCUCACCCAGACUCGUUCAUGCUCAGUCCCACUCAUUCUCAGACUCGCCAGUACUCAGGACCACUCAUGCACAGCCAUUUUUUCUGAGGCGCAGUCCGGCCCAGAUUCAUUCAUCUUCUGCCGCUGACAUCCAGUCACAUUCUUGUUCGGAGCCACAGAUUUCAACUCGACACUCA
Molecule: messenger RNA, 1468 nt
Organism: Prorocentrum cordatum
Lineage: Eukaryota; Dinophyceae; Prorocentrales; Prorocentraceae
Source: the annotation of a GenBank genome assembly